Molecule: messenger RNA, 2890 nt
Organism: Hirundo rustica (Barn swallow)
Lineage: Eukaryota; Metazoa; Chordata; Aves; Passeriformes; Hirundinidae
Gene: LEMD3
Product: LEM domain containing 3
Exons: 13
Coding region: 27-2759 (910 amino acids)
Biological process (GO): nuclear envelope organization; negative regulation of BMP signaling pathway
Cellular component (GO): nuclear inner membrane
Molecular function (GO): chromatin DNA binding
Source: RefSeq, a predicted model, not a curated record
CGGCGGCGGCGGCGGGGGAGUGGAAAAUGGCGACGGCCGCGCAGCUCACGGACGAGGAGCUCUUCUCGGAGCUGAGGCGCUUUGGCUUCUCCCCGGGGCCGGUCACCGAGAGCACCCGGCCCGUCUACCUAAAGAAGCUGAAGAAGCUGCGCGAUGAUGAACGGGCCGGGGCCCGCGGCGGCGGCGCCAACAAGACCCGGAACAGCAACAACAAUAACACGGGAGCCGGAGCGGCGCCGGGCGGAGGCGGCGGCCCCGGGCGGGCGGCCCCGGGAGCUCGGCUGGCCGGCGCCGAGCACCCCUUCCUCCCCGGGGCCGCCGCCGGAGGCGGCCGGGGCCGCGCCGCACCCCCCGCCGGGGGCGGCAAAGUGCUGCUGGGCUUCAGCUCGGACGAGUCGGACGUGGAGAGCAGCCCCCGGAGCCAGGCCGGCGGCAGGAGGGAGCGCGCUGCGCCCCUCUUCCGCGGCCUCAGGCCCGGCGCCCCCCACGGCGCCUGCGGCGCGAGCAGCAGCUCCCCCCUGGAGGAGGCGGCCCGGCGGAAGCCCAACGCCUGGUGGGGGGCGGCGGCCAGGAGACCGGCGGCGACUCAGGGCAUGAAGGAGCUCGGGGACGGCGAGGAGGAGGACGACGAGGAGGAGGAGGAGAAGGAGAGCGAGCAGCAGCGGUGGAAGAACCGGACUGUGAACGGAAACCGGCUCCCCUCCUACGGAGGCAGCAGGGACAAGUACUCGGACUCGGAGGAGGAGGAGGCGGCGGGGGCGAGGGCCAAACAGCAGGGACCGAAGGAGGAGUCUGCCGUUCGCCGGCCCAGACGGAGCCUCAGCAAGUCGCCUGCUCCAUUCAUAACAAGCAAAUGCGCUGCAGCCGGCGCUGGCGUGAUGGAGACGGGCCAAGAAAGGGCUGGCGGAGGCUGCGGUGCUGGUGUGCUCGUAACGAAUGACAGGGCGGCGGGGGCGGCUGCUGCCGGCAGUCUAGACAGGGGCAGAAAUCAGGAGGAGGAGGAGGCGGCGGCGGUGGGGGGAAGAGGAGGAGGAGGAUGUGAAAAUCUGGACUCUAGUCUUCCCAGCCCCAGAUACCGCAUUGGCCUAUCCAAGAAAUCCCCAUCGGUAUUGUUGAUGCCAGCCCCGCUCACGGACGUGGACAGCGGCAAAAUCAGUGACCCUCCAGGCACCAUUAGGAAAGCGACCAAUAAUCAUGUUCUCAGCGGUGCUCCUGGUAGCUGUAAUGUUGAAUCCAGGAUCUAUUCAUCUACUAAUAGCCUUCCCCCGGGUGGAACCACCUCCUCCCUUAGACUCAACCACUCCAAUCAUACGGGUUCAAAUCAUACCUACCUGAAAAACACCUACAAGAAGAAUCUCUCUGAGCCCGAGGAGGAGCUUCUCCAACAGUUCAAAAGAGAGGAGGUAUCCACCACUGGAGGCUUCAGUGCACAUUACCUGUCCAUGUUCCUCUUAACUGCUGCAUGCUUGUUCUUUCUGAUACUGGGAUUCACAUACCUGAGAAUGAGAGGUUCUGGAGUAGCUGAGGAUGUGGGAGCCAACAUCAAGGAUCCCUUUAGUGAAGAACUCCAAAAAAUACAAGAAGAUGAAAUAAGUCUCAUGAUGAAGAGCUUGUAUGCACUUCAUGAUAAAUUGGCGCAAGUAGCAGGGGAACAUGAAUGUGGCAGCUCUAUUCAAAGAAACCUUACCGUCCAGGAGGCAGCUGCAUAUUUAAAAAAUUUAGAUCCAGAAUAUGAAAGUGUACUUAACACAUCAUUACAAUGGAUCUUAAAUAGCGGGGAAGAUGUUGGCAUAAAAUGUCUCAGCAAUGACCCUAAUGAGAUGGAUGUCACUAACGUGACAGAUGUGAAGUAUCUGGAAUCCACUAGUCCAAAGAUGUCUUUCAGGUGCCGUUUUCGCCGUGCAUUUGUUAAUGUAACUCACAGAUUAUCAAUAUUGCUUUGGGGUAUAGCAAUGGUUUGGGGAGUCUUACACUACAUGAAAUACCGUUGGGCAAAGGAGGAAGAAGAAACAAAGCAGAUGUAUGAUAUGGUGGUGAAAAUCAUAGAUGUUCUAAGAAGCCACAGCGAGGCAUGUUCAGAAAAUAAAGAGUUGCAGCCUUACAUGCCAAUUUUACAUGUGCGUGAUUCUCUAAUACCACCUCAGGACAGGAGGAAGAUGAAUAAAGUCUGGAACAGAGCAGUUGACUUUCUUGCAGUAAAUGAAUCUAGAGUUCGUACAGAGACACGAAGAGUAGGUGGUGCCGAGUUCUUGGUUUGGAAGUGGAUGCAACCUUCUGCAGCCUGUGACAAAAUUUUAGUAAUACCAUCGAAAGUGUGGCAAGGCCAAGCGUUUCAUCUAGAUAGAAGAAAUUCACCACCAAACAGCUUGACACCAUGUCUAAAGAUUCGCAAUAUGUUUGAUCCAGUUAUGGAAAUAGGCGAUCACUGGCAUCUAGCAAUCCAAGAAGCAAUCUUGGAGAAAUGUAGUGAUAAUGAUGGAAUUGUUCAUAUUGCUGUUGACAAAAAUUCACGUGAGGGCUGUGUAUAUGUCAAGUGUCUCUCUCCGGAGUAUGCUGGAAAGGCUUUCAAGGCAUUACAUGGCUCUUGGUUUGAUGGAAAGCUGGUAACAGUAAAAUACCUGCGACUAGAUCGGUAUCAUCAUCGUUUCCCCCAGGCUCUUACUUGUAACACUCCACUGAAGCCAUCAAACAAACACAUGAACUCUAUGUCACAUCUGCGUCUUCGGACAGGCACAACUAAUUCUCAGGGAAGUUCCUGAGAAAACUUUCUACAACUGCUAGGACUGUUACUUGCAACAGGAAUGUUCCUGUUCGGCUGCCGUCUUCCUUUUUUAGUGCUUUUUGUAUGUAAUACUUUAAUGACUUAAAUAAAAGUUUGAACGUUCCAGAA